Molecule: messenger RNA, 3480 nt
Organism: Psammomys obesus (fat sand rat)
Lineage: Eukaryota; Metazoa; Chordata; Mammalia; Rodentia; Muridae
Gene: Fam107b
Product: family with sequence similarity 107 member B
Exons: 5
Coding region: 1-924 (307 amino acids)
Source: RefSeq, a predicted model, not a curated record
AUGUCCACGUGGAGGUCGAGGCUCACCCAGAGCUUAAAAUUUCCGUCUCGAAGGAUGCACUCCUUCCCAUGCUCAGCUCUGCUGGCUUGUUUUGGUAACACCAGGGAGAAUGCUGCCUUUGACCAGUCCAGCUCGACGGAUGCUCACGCCACCGUUUAUGUCCAGCCCAUGGCCAAAGCAGGCAGACAUCCAAGUGACCCUGAGGUGGAGGAGAGAGCUCCAGAGAAAAGGCGAGAUUCUAGCAUGCGCUCGGAGCGAAACGGCAGUGCUAGCGGCAGCCACGGCAAACACGCCGCUGUCCCGCCUGCGGAGAGCCACGAGGAUCUGCCCAGGUCCCUGAACGCCGAACCAGACUGCGAAGCGGUUACUUUCCAGACGUCCAUCCCUAGACCAUCAAUUAUUGACAUGCCAAAGGGAGAAGAAUUCCAUCAAGAGCCCCAGUGCCUUGAGCAGGAACAGAAGACGCUGUCAGACGGCCUGCUAGAGGAUACUGACCCCAAAGACUCCUGUCUCAUUCCGAGAAACAUCAUGGCUGAGCCAGACUAUAUAAAUGAUGACAAUCCUGAACUAAUUAGGCCCCAGAAGCUAAUCAAUCCUGUCAAAAUAUCCCGAAACCAUCAAGACCUCCACAGAGAGCUUCUUAUGAAUCAAAAAAGAGGUCUUGCCCCUCAGAAUAAACCAGAAUUGCAGAAGGUAAUGGAGAAGAGAAAACGAGAUCAAGUGAUAAAGCAGAAGGAGCAAGAAGCGCAGAGGAAGAAAUCCGACCUGGAAAUAGAACUAUUCAAGAGGCAGCAGAAGUUGGAGCAGCUUGAACUUGAGAAGCAGAAAUUGCAAGAAGAGCAAGAAAACGCCCCCGAGUUUGUGAAGGUGAAAGGCAAUCUCAGGAGAACAGGCCAGGAGGUGGUUCAGGCCCAGGAGUUCUAGGCCUGCCCAGGAUGCCUGUGACUGGCGCGUCCCACCAUCUCUGCAGGAGCCCUGUCUAGGUGCCUCUGCAGCACUCAUCUUGGGCCAAAGUCCUGAGGAAGAGAAUCCAUACAGCUGAGAAUUUUGACUAUCAUAAAAAGGAUUGGGUUUGGUUUGCCAUUGUGGUAGAUGAAUUGUCUUUGACAGUAUCUAUUCCCCUUCGCCAAAUGAAAGACAUCGACUCAAACGCAAGUCAUCAUGGACCCGUGUUUAGCCUUUAGACAAAGAAAAACGCAAAGCAAGCAAAGAGAACUAGGAACGGGGCACUGGAAUAUGCUUGAGGGUUGCACUACUCUGCUUUUCUUUCAUUCCAAAUUUAGUGGGACACAGCCUUGUUUCUUAAAAACUAAAGAAAUUGUGUGGAAUCCUUCCUUUGGUUAGCUGUUAGAUCAUUUUGAUUGCAUCAAAAUGCAUUUCAUCUGUUACAUCCAGUAUUUGUAUUUCAUUUUGAGAAGCCAGAAUUUUCUUGUUUGAUGUAUAUUUUUCCCGACAUUACAGAUUAAGAAUGGAGGAUGUCAACAUUUGCAAUUAACCAUACCUCUUAUCUUGGUUGACAUUGAAGUUCAGAAGCAGGAUAAGAAAUUAUAACAUGUCAACACCCAUCAUUAAACUUACUGUAAUUCUUUAGCUUCUUGGUAUGACAGUAUGCUACUUGUUGCCUUUCUACUUCCAAGAAGGUACAUCGUGUCAGUUCCCUUAUUGUUUUGAUAACCAUAGGCUUUCUGUUCAGUUUUAGUUUGUCAUUUCUUGCUCAAAACUACUAUUCCUUUUAGAUGAAGCAGUCCCUCAGUUCUUCGGAGGAUGAAACUAGAGGGUAUAGCUCAACGUCUGUGUCCCAUAUAGAGAUGCCGGAUCUUUUGAGUUCUCCUGAGAGCAGUGUAGAGGCGUGUCCGUUAGGACUGAGUGACAAGGUUUUUAGAUAGUAUAUGUGAUGCAAACAGAGAUCUGUUUCCAGGAGACUUUAGUGGAAGACUAUACCUUGUGCAUUUUGAGUAUCUUAGAUUUUACCUUUGAACAUUUCUGGUGAAUGGUCAUGAGUUUCCUCUUGCCUUUGUUUCUUGUGAAGAAUGACUGUUUUGAUGCUCUCUAAGCAUGAUGCUGUUGGUAGGGAUGGUCUUGACUACUAUGUUGCCUCUCUCAGGAAAAGCUGAGGUGCUGGGCAGGGCUGCUCAGCUUCCUUUUGUUAGCUAGCAUGCUGUUCAAAGAGACAUCUAACUUACAAAUGAUAUGAAAGUUCUCAUGCAAAUAUAUUUUAUACUGUAGGCAUGGGAGGGUUUUUUUUCUGUAUUUAGUAUUUCUCCACAGAGAUGAUUAACCAGUAAUUUCUACACUGAAGACUUCUAUUUCCUUUCAUGAGGCAUAGAAUGCUGGAUGUAGUGCUUUGGAAUCCAUGAUUAGCACACUAGAUGCUAGCUUCCUCUGGGAACACUUCAAUCUGGUAGUUAACAGGCCCAUGUUCUAGCCAAGCUUGAAUAAGAAGUAAAUGGAUGAUAAUUCACUGCUAGAUAGAGAAACAUGAGAGCUGAUUACAGCGGAAAUGGAUUUUUGGUCUUGUCAGCAAGUAUUAUCUAAAAUACAAGAUGCUGAAGAUAAAAUUGUUUGCCUUUGAAGAUUGGAAUGGAUGGUGACUACUUUUUCAUCUUCCUUCCUUUUGGGAAAAGAAAGUUCAUUCACUGAUUGUUGGGGGAAAAAAAUCUCCAAUGCACAUCGAUUAUUCUUUCUCUUUGUGCACACAGUAAAGAUGUCAGGUGGUAAGGUGACGAUUCAGGAUGAUUAUACCUUUUUAUCUAACUGGAAGUUAGCUCUUGAGAUGUUCUGCCACUUGACAGGAUCUUCAAGAGCCAUCAUCAGCUCCUAUGGAAGGGCUGAUGCUGUUCCUAAGACUAAGGAACUCAUAGACCACAGGGGAAAAGGUAACUACAAACAUGUUUUCUUCUUGAUUGCACUCAGACCUGCCAUCUUCCUUGGUGGUUAGUGCUCCAGUGCUCUAGGGUCUGGCCAAAAGAGGAUGUGUAAAUACUGAUGACUUCUGCUAGGUCUCAGAGCAUACAGGUGGUGGGGCUUUUAGGACUCUGCUCAGCUCAGGAGCCUGCAUUUUGAAAUGCCGUCACCCUUUCUUUGCACUUGAACACUGUAUAGUCCAAACCCCUAGGACAUAUCACCAUCUGAGAGCAGUGUUGUGCUUUGAGCCACUUAUAGGGAAAAAGAAAAGGCUCCAUUUUUCCACUCUGUAGUUUUCUUAAAAUAGUUCUGUGUUUUGUAGUCUCCUGCUAGUAAAGUAGUAUUGCUUUCUAAGCUAUAACAGUUGACUUUAUUCUUCUACUCCGAGAAUCUCAACCCGUUUGAGUGUACAUAAUAUAUAUAAAGGGAGCCUUAAUGGAUUUGUUUUCAUAAUUUAAUAUUUUUUGUAUUUGCUCUUGUAUAAUUGUUUUUUUAAUGGAAAGUAUUACAGAAUCAAGGGUGGAAUUCUUAGAACCAAAGUUAUUCUUAAUAAAAAUCACCAGUGCUUGGACCACA